UAUUUCGGAGGAAAACGGAAACAGGAGGCUCCCCUGGCCUUUAUUUUGAAGGUGUAAACCGGAAGCCGCAGCACUGUGUGUGACUUCACUUGUUCAGAGUUUCUCCUCCCAGAGACGCUCCGGACUUCACCGGGACCUGCAGAGACUGCGACACACCAGAGACCACAGACCGGACCAGAACCAGGAGCAGAGACCACAAACCGGACCAGAACCAGGAGCAGAGACCACAAACCGGACCAGAACCAGGAGCAGAGACCAGCUGGGAUCGGAUCAGAGAUGGACGGAUGGUGCCGGUCCCUGUUGUAGGUCCGUGAUGGCCUUGCUUGUUCCUGAAUGUGGAGACAAAGUCCGGUCCAGACUCCAUGUUGGUCGUCAUGGCCUUGCUGGAUGGAAGCACGUCGGUUGAGACGCUUCUAGUCGCGAUCCACCUGGAGAGGUAUCUGGACACCUUCCGUCGAGGCGGUCUCCUAUUGGCUAGAGACUUCACACACCUGGACCAUGACGCCUUGGUCAGCCUCGGUAUAACCGCCACUGGACACAGGAAAAGGAUCCUACGAUUGGUCAGUCACAUUCAGAGGCUCGAGGCUCAGAGAGCCAAUCAGAAGGCAGAUCUCCCGCGUGACCGCUGUCAGUCUGUUUCAUCAGAGUGGGUUCGCUCGUCACCGCUCGGACCCUCGGUUAACUUUGAGGCGUACAGGAACAGCUCGGCUCCAAACCUCGCCGCCAUGCUGACCAACUCUGACAGCGGCAGACCUGUGGUGAAGCCGGUCCCCAAACCCAGAACUGUUUUCAACCGCCGCAGGACAGCACCCAUCCACUUCUGCCCAACACCGGACCCUGCACCGCCCCCACCCAGGAGGCUUUCCCAGGAGUCCAUCUGUUUCACUGUCUUAGAGGGUUUGACCUUAGGGGACACGCCCACACCUGAUGACAGGAUAAACGCCGACCUCAACAACAAGUCGGCCACGCCCAGCCGAAGAGCGAGCCAGGUGGAGAGGAGGAGGCCCAGUCGUAGUUUGUCUCUGUCUGACGCUGGAGGGGUGUUACCUCCUGUUCCCCCAAGGCUGAACCACAGGGUUUCCACCACCAUCUUCCAGGGGUCCCCGCCCUCUACAUCGUCCUCUUCACCUGUGCAAACAGAGCAGACACUUCCUGUGACUUCCUAUUCUGGUUGUCUUGACAACAGCCGACUCUCUGGAUCCUCGUCAUCUGGUUCACCCCGAGGUGGUGGGAUGGAGAUGGUGUCUAAUGAGAUCUACUGGGGCACCUUACCUGGCUCUACUGCCCCCAGUGGAGGGAGGAGUUAUUGCACCCAGCAGUCAGCUCCUCCAACUCCACCCAGACAAACACCUGAGAGGAACCCCGAGAGGAACAGUGGCAGCACUUUAAGUAACAACUCUUCAGGAUCAGCCCAAGCUUCAACAGACGACCCCGAGGAGGAGAUCAGUCCAUACUGUGAAACUGUUUUCCAGACCAGAAGAAAUCUCCCGUUUGAGAGUGAACGAAGCCGACUGGAGGACAUGAGGAGGAUGGAAGAGAAACAUGCCGAGGAUCAUGGGUGUCCGAAGUUCACCUGGACGAAGCGUUUGUCUCAGGCUCUUCACUCCGGAGACUCUCAGGGUUACAGCACCGUCGGAGAACCUCCACCCCCCAUCCGCUACCUCUCCCUGCCCCCCCACACCUUCCCCUUAGAGGCCGAUGAGGACUUGACCAUCUCGCCCUACGCCAGCUACACCUCCCUGACCGAGAGAGCCCCACCCAUCAUCAGUGGAUGGCUGGACAAGCUAUCUCCACAGGGGAACUAUGUAUUUCAAAAGCGUUAUGUGAAGUUUGAUGGAAAGAACUUGAUGUACUUCGGCAGUGAGAAGGACGUCUAUCCUAAAGGAGUCAUCCCGUUGGCUGCCAUCCAGAUGGCCCGCCCAGCCAAAGACAACAAGUUUGAAAUUGUGACGAGUCAGCGGAUCUUUGUGUUCAGGACCGACAAUGAAGUGCUGCGGCGGCGGUGGGUCUCCACGCUGCAGGAACAUGUCAGAGAUCAGCUGGUGUUCGGUCAGCGCCGGUUUGGACCCGGGUCACACUGUCAGAAACACGGAGCACUGGAACUAAAAGGAACCAAGAACAAAGUGUACGCCGCCAUCAACACAGAGCAGAUCUGGAUCUACAAGAGUGAACAGUGUUUUCGUAAUGGAAUCGGGAUCACACUGAUUGAUGCUCGAGGAGCAACGAUCAGAGAUGGAAAACACAAGAGCUUCGACCUCAUCACGCCAUACAAAACCUUCAGCUUCACAGCAGAGUCGGACAGAGAGAAGCGGGACUGGAUGGAAGCGCUGCAGGAGUCCAUCGCGGAGACUCUGUCAGACUACGAGGUGGCCGAGAAGAUCUGGUCCAACCGGUCCAACAGGAUGUGUGCCGACUGCAAGGCCCUGAAUCCAGACUGGGCCUCCAUCAACCUGUGUGUGGUCAUCUGCAAGAACUGUGCAGGUCAGCACAGAGGUCUGGGGACGAUGGUCUCGAAGGUCCAGAGUCUGAAGCUGGACACCAGCGUGUGGAGCAAUGAGAUCGUCCAGCUGUUUAUUAUGCUCGGGAAUGACCGGGCCAACGAGUUCUGGGGGGCCUGGCUUCCUCCGUCCGACGAGCUGGACUGUGACGCCUCACCUGAACAGAGGAGAGAAUUCAUCACCCAGAAGUACAGAGAGGGCCGGUACCGCCUGACCCACCCCGACUUCAGCAACCAGGAGGAGCUGCUCAAGGUCCUGUGCUCGGCUGUCUCUGAGCAGACUCUUCUAAAAACUGUCACUCAGAUUUUCUCGGAGGCGGAGUCAGCUCGCCUCACCAAUGACGCCAACGGCGACCAACAACAUCAUCAGCUGGACCACUGCAGCAUGUCAGACCCAAGUGUGUACGAUGAGAUCAUGCAGCCCGUCCUUCACUCUGGGUAUCUCUACAAGUCCAGCUCGGUCCACAGAGGAACUCUGUCCAGGAAGACCCGAGACGACUUCCAGAAGUUUUGGUGUUCGGUGGAUCAGUCUCUGCUGUUCUACGAGUCGGACCGGUCCGCUGAGCCCUGCAUGCAGAUCAGCGUUAAAGACAUUGUGUGUUUGGGCGUCAGUCGACCUGACACAUCUAACAACAACAACGGCUUCAUCGACAGGUUUCGUUACACCUUCGAGCUGUAUUUGACUUCAGAGAAACUUUAUCAGUUUGGUUUGGAGACGGCGGAUACUCUGCACAGCUGGACCAAGUCGAUCGGGAAGGCUGUGACCCCCCUCAGCUGCCACUGCCUGCUGACCCGGGAGUUUGAGCGCGUCGGCCUGCUGCGGUACCGAGCCAUGUUGGACCCUCAGCAGUGGAAGGAGGCUUAUUUUGUUUUGCAGAAGUCCAACCUCUUCAUCUGUCCCCGAAACGACGGAGCAGCGGAGGACAUCAUCAACCUGAACCGUCUCCAGGAGCUCAGUAUAGCCUCAGAGACCGAGAACCACGAGAAGAAAGACAUCCUGGUUUUGGUGGAGAAAGGAAGGACGCUGCACCUUCAGGGGAUCGGACGCACGGACUUCUCCCUGUGGUACUCGGACAUCCAGCGAGCGGCCGGCGGGAAAGGAAACACUCUGAGAGAGCAGCAGAUGAGCCGCAACGACAUCCCCAUCAUCGUGGAUAGCUGCAUCGCCUUCAUCACGCAGUACGGUCUGGGCCACGAGGGGAUCUACAGGAAGAACGGGGCCAAAUCCAGGAUCAAGCUCCUGAUGGAAGAGUUUCGCAAAGACGCUCGAAAUGUCAAGCUGAGGAUCGGAGACCACUUCAUCGAGGAUGUGACAGACGUCCUGAAGAGGUUCUUCAGAGAGGUGGACGACCCCAUCUUCAUGGCCGACCUCCACCCGCUGUGGCAGGAGGCAGCCAAAACCCCUCAGAGGAGUCAGAGGUUGGACCGCUACAAAGAGAUCAUCCGGAGUCUCCCUCGGGUCAACAGGACCACGCUGGCUGCUCUCAUCAGUCACCUCUACAGGGUCCAGAAGUGUGCUGGUCUGAACCAGAUGUGCACCAAGAACCUGUCGCUGCUGUUUGCUCCCAGUCUGUUCCAGACUGACGGGAAAGGAGAGCACGAGGUGAAGAUCGUCGAGGACCUGAUUGACAACUACCUGUAUGUCUUCGAUAUCGACGAGGACCAUCAGACUCAGAUCGAGCUGGAAAUCAGCCUCAUCACGACCUGGAAGGACACUCAGCUCUCUCAGGCCGGUGAUCUGAUCAUUGAAGUCUAUCUGGAGAUGAAGAUACCGGACUGCUGCAUCACCCUCAAAGUGUCACCUACCAUGUGUGCCGAGGAGCUGACCAAUCAGGUUCUGUUCAUGAGGAACGUCCCGGCCGGAGACAAAGAUGUGUGGAUGACGUUUGAGGCCAUUGAGGACGGACAGCUAGAGCGUCCGUUACACCCCAAAGAGAAGGUUCUGGAGCAGGCUCUGCAGUGGUGUAAGAUGGCCGACCCGAGCUCGGCGUACCUGGUGGUGAAAAGGGUUCCUAAAGGAGAUGGCAUCAACAUCCUCACCUCAUAUAAGGCUGAGAUCAUGAAGAUCGGCCUGUUGAAGUGUCGUGAAGAACCGCCGAAGCUUCUUCAGGGGAACAAAUUCCAGGAGAGAACGUUCCAGAUCAAAGACCACAAACUGCUGCUGCUCAAAGACAAGAAGAGCAUCAAACCAGAGAAGGAGUGGUCUCUGAAGUCCAUGAAGAUCUACAUCGGCAUCCGCAGGAAACUGAAGGCUCCGAGCAGGUGGGGGUUCACGGUGAUGUCAGAUAAACACCAGCUGUUUCUUUGUUGCAGCUCUGAGCCUGAACUCUGGGACUGGAUCACCAGCUUCCUCAAAGCUCAGAACGAUGACCCAGGUCCUCCGGUUCUGAGGCGUCACUCCUCCUCGGACAUCUCCAAGCAGAAGUUUGGCACAAUGCCGCUGGUUCCGAUCCGAGGUGACGAGAGCAACAGCAGCAUGCUGUCGGCCAAUCAGACGCUGAGAAAAUUACACGACAGACGGACGCUCUCCAUGUACUUUCCCAUGAAGGUUCAGCAGGACUCGUUCGAGGAGCGUUCUGAGUCUCCGGACCUCCCGGAGCCGCUCUAUGAGGAGGUCGGGGACUUCGGCCUGCAGGUCCUAAAAUCUCUGGAGACCAGCUUCCUGUCCAGCAGCGCUGCAGAGACCCAGGAAGUCCCAGACCACCCACCACUCAGACUAGUUCCUGUGGAGAGCGUACCUGGGGACCACAUGAUCGUCUCCGACCCAGUCCAGAUCGGCUCGGUGGACCCUCUGGAGCAGAGUGAGGGAGGUGAAGGAGAAGCAGACUCUCCGGACUUGAAUGCCCCCCGCCAGCCUCCUGUGAGGAGGAGGCAGCAGCUGCAGGGAGUCUGUAGUCCAUCACAGGAGCUGCUCCUGCAGGAGCUUUCAUCAGCCUUCACCAAGAAGACCGAGGAGGAGCAGGACGAGGAGGAGGAGAGGCCGUACGAUGUCUGAGACAACGUUCUUUAAAAUGAUCCGGGUCCGGUGGUGACAGGAUUCUAUGAAGAACUCGGUUUCCUUCAGACUCUGCAGGUUUUAGAUGAACGUGGACCCUGAUGGACCCGACCGCUCUCUGUCCACUGAGCGGGAAUCAAACCAUCGACUCUGACAGAGAACAGUGGACACUGUGAUUGGCCGAGAGGUCGUCUGACAUCACUGGGGACUCAUAUUUGAUACCAUUAAUAGAUGUUUGUAUUUUAUUUCAUUAACUCAUGAAAAGCUCAGCGGGCGCGUAUGACAUCACUUCCUGUCACUAUGUUACUCCAUAGAUAUAUGAUGUCACGUCUUCAUGUCAAAACCUGCUGCCUACAUUACCCAUGAUGCAUCUCAAACACCUCUGCUUGUAGACUCUGAAACUCUCGUUAGAUCUGAACCCAUGUGAUGUUUAAAUUCUGCCAAAUACCAAAGGCCCUGAUCCUGAUCCUGAACUUUCCUGAUCCUGAUCCUGAACUUUUCUGAUGAAUCCAAACUGACUGAAAACUGAAAAUAAUAAAACAAACUUAUAAUCAGUCAGUUUUGUGUAAAAAUAAAAGUAAAACUUCUGGUUUCAUGCGGGACAUGAACGCUGGUAUUUGGGUGGAUGUCAGGGUGGAGGUCUGAUCCAUUCAUCCACCAUGGAUCACCUCCAUGUGCGGACUCGACUGCAGACGUUGAGAAUAUUUUGAAGGCGUUAAAAUCUCACAAGAGUUUCACAAAUCUCAGAUCACAAUCCGACUUGACCUUCGACCUGACUGCCCGACAGCCUUUAUUGUGAAAAACCAAACUCCACCAGGUUUCGCUGGCCAUCGUGGAUACAGGCGGGUGGUCUGAGAUGUGGAUCAGAGUCUGACGGAUGAUCCUGAUGAUCAUCAGUCAGUGAAGUGAAACCACGAGGCUGAGCGGGUUUGUAAACAUAGCUAACAUACAUAUCUGUGUAAUAAUGUGUACAUGUACAUUACAUAAACUCCAUGUUAGCGUGUGGAUGAAGAAACUGGUUCCACUGGUUUUAAUGGUGACACACUGUAAAAACUCUGACGAUGAAUUAAAACACUUAUUUGUAUUUUAACAGUUUCACUGACAUCAGGGUUUAUUUUAGUUUUUAUGUACAAUGACUCUUAUUUUGUAAAGCGUGACAGGAUGUGGUGCUCAGAGUGAAUGGCGGGUGCAACAAUAACGUAAUCACGUGUCAUUAAUACCCCUUUGAAAUAAUUAACCAUUAUUUUUAGAGAUUUUUAGGAAAAAAGGUGAAAAGAUUUUUUAUGUUAAAAGGUUUUAUGUGAGCAGUGGAAUGACUAAAUUAACACAUUUCUCCUGUGCAAUCAUAAAAGUUCUUAUAUAUUAUAUAUUCCAGUUACUAACACUAUGGUAAGUCUCUAAUAUUGCCAUUACAAUGCUCGAUGACAUUCUAGAGCAGGGCCAGUCAAUUCUGAUUUCAGGAAGUCCGGAUAGAGAAUAAUGCUCCCGUUCAGGUUCUGCAGCAUCGUCAUGUUUAAGUUGCAUCAUGUGUGAAGAGUCGGUCACACAGACAAACCAGAAUAUAUUUAAUCUGAAAGUUUCAAACAAGGAGAGAAAUAAGCAAAGACUGACCUCUGACCAGUUAAAGUGUAAAAAGACAAUCAUGGUGCACUUCUACUCCUCCAUCCUCACCUCCUCCAUCCAUCUGGCAUGCUGCACUGUAAACCAGAACUCAAAAGAAAUCGAGGCAAUCGAUUGCCUCAAUUUUUUUUAAUGUUGAUCAACUUCAGUCAAAUUUUUCCAGAACAUAAAAGUUUGGAUUACAUGCUACGUGUAUCUUUUGAUAACAGUUCAAUUAAAGUUCUCAUUAAGUCAACUCAAAUAUUUGUUUUCAAACUACAGGAAUAAGUUCACAGAACUUGAAAAAAGUAGGUACACAACCACAUCAUUUUAUGUUUAUUAGUUUGUGUUGUGUCAUUCUUUUAGUCCAGAUUAGUCAGAGAUGUUGAGUUGGUAUACCUAAAACCAUCUGACUUGUUUUUUCCAGUCGCUUAAACACAGUUUUGCAAACUAGGCUGGUUUUAUCGAAACACUAACACAAUUCACCAAAGCACACACCCAAACUGCAAAAUACCUCAUAGAUCCGCAAAAUGAAGCACUGCAACCAAAAUCAAACUGUUGCACCAGAUGGCACACACUUCAUUCGUAUGACAGAUUUCUGUCUAACCAACUACACACUGUUGGGCAUAAUGAAAAGCACUCUCAUCAGAACAAAUGUGAAAUCAUGGUGAAAAUAAAUGAUGUAAAAU
Molecule: messenger RNA, 7780 nt
Organism: Larimichthys crocea (large yellow croaker)
Lineage: Eukaryota; Metazoa; Chordata; Actinopteri; Sciaenidae
Gene: arap3
Product: ArfGAP with RhoGAP domain, ankyrin repeat and PH domain 3
Exons: 35
Coding region: 363-5492 (1709 amino acids)
Biological process (GO): signal transduction; positive regulation of GTPase activity
Cellular component (GO): cytoplasm
Molecular function (GO): GTPase activator activity; protein binding; phosphatidylinositol-3,4,5-trisphosphate binding
Source: RefSeq, a predicted model, not a curated record